AUGAAGGCUCAGAAGUAUAUGGUGGAGUGUCAGCAGGUCGGCCAAAACGUGUGGAAGAAGUCUUCCCUGGCCAACCAGCUCCUUCAAAGGUGGUUCAGAAACUGUAUAAACCUGGCAUGGACUCCACCAGAGAAAGACAGGGUCCAGACUUUUGGGUUACCAGCUGGAGAAAUGCCAGAAAGAUACAAACCAGUGGGGGACUCUGAACCCAUAAGGCCGUACUUCAAAGAUCCCGUAGACUUCAUGAUUGCAAGAGCAGGAAAUUCUAUCAGAAUCAAAGUCAAUUAUGAGGGAACUCCACAGCCGGAUAUAACAUGGCUGAAAAACGAAGAACCUGUUUCCUCCUGGGUUAACAUUAUUAAUGUUGAGAACAUGUCCACACUCGUCAUCCCCUCCUCUCAAUAUCCUGACUCGGGAGUUUACACAAUCAUGGCCAAAAACUCUAGUGGACACAAUAGUUUCGACAUAGAGGUCAGAGUUCAGAUGAACCAAAGCGCCCAUCAGGCCCUGUGGACCCGGAGCAGGUGGUUUAUGGUAAAGUGAUUAUCACAUGGGCUCCAUCUCCAGACCAGGAACUGAAUGAACGACUGCAUUACCUGGAGGCAGAACACGAGUCCAAUACACAGCUUUAACGUGUCAUAGCAACUUUUUUUGACACUCUCCGAUCCCUCUGAAUUACCAACGUGGGGUGCCAAUGAUCU
Molecule: messenger RNA, 701 nt
Organism: Misgurnus anguillicaudatus (oriental weatherfish)
Lineage: Eukaryota; Metazoa; Chordata; Actinopteri; Cypriniformes; Cobitidae
Source: RefSeq, a predicted model, not a curated record